AGAUUAAAGACAUGGACUCAGAACAAAUCCAUGUCGCUGCCCUGGGUCGACCUUUCGCAUUAGGGAUGCUGUAUGAUGCUCGACUAGAUCAACUGAUCACAGACUUCACCCUGUGGGACAGAGAAACUAUAAAAAAAUUCACAACAAGAAAGACCCAGAACAGCAGUCAUUAUGAAACUAUUGCUUCAGACACUAUUGCAGCCAAGACUUCCCUGCUAAAGGCUGAUGAAUCUCUCACAGCCAGUGUUCUGAGUGGUCUAAUUGAUAUUGGAGCAUCUGCCAACUAUCUGAAUGAUAAGAAAGAGUACAAGAACCAGAGCAGAGUCAUCCUUCACUACAAAGCAACAACAGCGUAUGAACGACUGGACAUGAACCACCAAGAUGCCAAGAAACUGCAAGCAAGAGAUGUCAUCAAAUAUAGCCAUGCAACACAUGUUGUCACAGGCAUCCUUUAUGGCGCGAAUGCCUUCUUUGUGUUUGACAGUGAAAGGUUAGACAGUAGCAGUCUGCUCAGCAUGGAGGGAAGCAUGCAAAGCUUGAUAAAGAAGAUCCCAAAGCUGGAUCCUGAAGGAAACAUGGUCAGAAAUCUCAAAGAGGCAGAAACAAAUGUCAUGGAAAAAGUCUCCUGUAAAUUUUAUGGAGAUUUCAUUCUGGAAAGGAAUCCUACAACAUUUGAAGAAGCAGCAGAUACCUACAGAAACCUUCCAGGGCUUCUUGGAAAAGAUGGAGAGAAAUCUGUUCCUGUUAAAAUCUGGCUGUCUCCUCUGAAGAACCUGGAUUCUGCUGCAGCUCAGCUGAAGGGAAGCAUUUCUGAUGUUGUACUCAGAAAAGCUGAAAAUGUUUGGGAAGGUAUUAGAGAAAUACAAAUGCGAUGCAAUGAAUCACUGGAAGGAGACGUAGUGAAGACUUUUCCACAAUUACACAAUAAGUUAAAAUCUUUCCAGGAUCUCUGUGCAGAUUACAUGAAAACCAUCCAACAGACCAUGCAGGAGAAAAUUCCCCUUAUUCGUGAAGGGGAAGAGGAAGAAGAGGAAUCAUUAGAAAACUUCCUAGAUGAGCAGGAAAACUCUCCAUUCAGCAAGAAAAACUUAAACAUGUGGCUUGAUAAUUUAGACAGAGAAAUCAACGUCAUUGCCUCCUGUUUGAACAUAAUGAAGGGAAUCAAGAUCAUCCCAGAGAAGUCAGACUUGGAUAGAGAAGUCUUGAGUGUAGAAAACGCCCUCUGCUUUGUUUUUACCUCGAUUGAAAUGAGUGACGCCUACAUGGACCAGAUGGCCAGUUAUUUUAAAGAAACUCCAAACUUUGUUACUCUACCUGCCAAAGACCAGUGGUUCUUCUCAGAUGAGGUCUUAGAAAACAUCAAAGAGAACGCAAACAUGAUUUCGGAAACAGCUAAAGGCCUUAGGAGUAGCAGCAGAUUUCAUUUUCUUGUAGCAGCACUGCCAAAUGAGGAGUUCACAGGAGCAACUAUCUACCAUUACAGGAAAGGAGUGCUGAAAACCAAAGACUUUACAAAACCUGCCAUUCAUCGAGUGAGAAAUGUAACGGAUAAACAAGAUCUAAUGUGGUACUCUUGUGAUCUCACUUUGGACCCAGAAACUGUGAAUGGCCACCUCACUCUCUCUGCAGGAGACAAAAAGGCCACAUGUGGACCACGAGAAAAGUAUUCUAAAACAGAGAAGAGAUUUGAUUCGUAUCCCCAAGUUCUCUGCAGGGAACGUCUUACAGGCUGUCAUUACUUUGAAGUAAUCUGGAGCAGUGAAAAUACUAAAGAGCUUGGUGUAGGUCUUGCAUAUGAAAGCAUUCCAAGAAAAGGAAGUGGUAGAUACACUGGAUUUGGGUACAACAAUGUCUCCUGGUAUUUUGGUGUCAAUGGUGAUGUACUCCGUGCAUGGCACAGUAAUAGUAAAAAAUGGCAAGCUACACUUCCCGCUGGGUGUAACAAAAUUGGGGUGUAUUUGGAUUGGCAGUCUGGCACUUUGUCCUUCUACCAAGUCUCCUCUGACACCUUAAACCACCUGUACACUUUUGAGAACCGAUUCACUGAAGCACUUUACCCAGGUUUCUACAUCUAUGACACAUCCAAUUUUGCUGUGUUCUGCACAGUUUAAGGGGAACUAUAUUAAUUUAUAUGAAUGUGAUGUGUUUACACUAAAGAAGGUAAAAAACAAACAAAGGUCAUAACCAGAUGAUGAAUAUAAAGAUAAAUAUCUUUGAGCUCUUCUUAACCCACUAAAUGGAGCUUUAGACGGGUUAGAGAUAUUAUGAUAUUUUGUGUGACUUAAAUCUAGCCAAAGUCACUUUUUGGUUAUUUCUUAUACAUUUUUUAAGGUCCACAUUUGUGUGACAAUUUUUUCUAUGAUCUUUUUUGCUGCUGUAAACACCAGAAUCUCCCUUCAUGGGACAUCAGAGGGAUUUUUUAUUCUAUUCUAUUCUAUUCUAUUAACAUGGCCUCCUUUUAUUAGAUAUCUACAGUUUUCCAUCCAAGAUCAAGUCACAAGGUUAAAAGGUCAAAGCAAGCAACCCAGAAAUCCCACUGCCUGUUGUAAAACAGUUUUAGAUUUACUUUCAAGAUCAAAUUUUAAGUAAGUGUGUUCUCUAAAGGGAUUGUCAGAGCUUACUGUUUCCAGUCCAAACAUAACGUUGAAAAACAACAAUAACAACAACAAAAAAACAAUAAAAACCCCACAUCCAAAGCUCUGUUGAAACGAGUGAUAAAAAACGCACAGUGUUGAGGUUGGCUCAGAGAAUUGUCUCAAGGGCCUUUCCUCCUGUUAUCUCACUCCAUAUAUCAUUUUGCGUAUUAACUUGAAUUUACAAUAUUACCUCCACAGACUUUUAAGUUUAUUAUUAUAAUUUUUGCCAGGUUCCCUACGCAAUCCUAAAACAGAAGCAGUUAUCUGGACAUAAAGUAAUUUGUAUGAAAACAAUGUUUUGUUGAAUUGACAAACAUCUGCAGAAUAUAAUGAUGACCCUUUAAUAAUUUAUGUAAGCGAAAUAGCCUUAAAUGCAAAGUUUAAAGAGGGUUGUCAAAAAGGUGUUUUCAAUAUUGCCAAAAUUUGUUCAAACUUCAUAUAUACCGUGUACUAUUUUCUGUUUUUUUUUUUUUUUUUCUUUUGUGUAUUUUCUUGUAUUAAUUUCUGCAAUGUGUACGCUUUCUGAUGUUAGGACUUGUGGUUGAAAAAAUUAGAUUUCUCGUAUUUCAUAUAUUGAUUUAUGCAAUUUACUCACUGUAACUUAGUGUAAAAUUUUCACUGAGCCUGUUUCACCUGCAAGGUCACAUAAUUCCCCUGUGUGAGGAUGUUUUUAGACAAGGCAUACCUUGUUCCCAUAACAAGCCAGAUUCUUUCUCAAGGUUUAUUCAGAACAUAUUACUGUUUAACCAAAGUCUCUGUAAUUAAUUUGACUCUGACUAAUUUGCUUUUUUGUAAGGGCCCAGGCAGAACAGGGCUGAUUGCCGAGCAAUAAGGGCCGUAUGAUGAACUGUUCUCUCUUUGCAAAGAUAAAAUAAAAUGCUGACU
Cyprinodon tularosa is the source of this 3521-nucleotide messenger RNA. RefSeq names its product stonustoxin subunit alpha-like. NCBI's taxonomy places the organism in Eukaryota, Metazoa, Chordata, Actinopteri, Cyprinodontiformes, Cyprinodontidae. The record is from RefSeq and is a predicted model, not a curated record. The coding region runs from base 12 to 2111 and encodes 699 amino acids. The transcript is spliced from 3 exons. Gene Ontology annotation, molecular function: protein binding.